Molecule: messenger RNA, 4384 nt
Organism: Cyprinus carpio (common carp)
Lineage: Eukaryota; Metazoa; Chordata; Actinopteri; Cypriniformes; Cyprinidae
Gene: ttc34
Product: tetratricopeptide repeat domain 34
Exons: 8
Coding region: 621-3887 (1088 amino acids)
Molecular function (GO): protein binding
Source: RefSeq, a predicted model, not a curated record
ACAUGCUGCGGGAAGCGAAUGUUUGCUUAGAGCCAAAGUUUUUGGAAUUUGGAUGUAACAAAGUCUCUCAACAGGUGACUGAAUAAAGAACAUGGCGACUUUAUUACAUUUUUUCUUUUAGACGAGUUUUGUUUUAAGACCGACGCGCUGUGUAGCUUAGACAUAAAUAAUUAUUAGUAUUUUUUACGAGAGAACAAGCACUGGCCAGACAGAUAAAUUCGCCGUUGUCCCUAAUAUUAUCUCCUUAACGCCUUAAGUGUUGUCUUUUCUCGAUGUUAAAGUGUUUUCAUUUAUGUUUCGUCCUCCUAUCGUCUUUCACUUAUGGGGUCGGCAUAUUGAGUUUCGGCAGGAGCUUCUUUUUAGGGACUAGCCUACGCUUUUCUUUAACCAGACAGCCGCAUCUUUUGACAGCUGUUUUUGAGUAAAGAGUAGAAACAUUCAUCUGUGGUUCAUCUAAAUAGUGUUUAAUAUGCGCUACAUCUCAGAACACAAUGUUUAACUCGUUUAAGACAGAAGUCGACAGAAAGUGCGUGGACCACUCUCAAACUCACAGACAGGUUGUUGAGGACCCUUGUGAAGGAAAUGUAAUCCAAAUCUAAACAGCAUUACACAGAAGGGAGAUGAAUGGCAUACAUAAAGGAGCAGCUGAACUGUGCAGAGAGGCCGACAAAAUAUUGCUCUCUGGGGAUGCUAGUAGAGCUGCAGCUCUGUACACACAUGCUUUCGGAAAUAAUGCUGGUUCCACUGUAGGACACAUGCGUGGCCUUAACGCAGGUCAUUUAGAGGAGGUGAUCUCAACGCUGGAGGCCUGGCUUGAUGGUGUUUCACACAAUUCUAUUGAGGGUCUGAGUAAAGGCCUUGUUGCUGUAUUUCUGUCUACAUUAUGCCCCAAUAACAUAUCUGCUUCUCUUUAUAAAAUGGAGUAUGUCCUGCAGGGUACAGGUAAUGCUUCAAAAGAGAUCUUUGCGCGGUGUUCUGCUCUUCUAGAGGGAAAACAAAUGCCUAAACCUGAGGGUCGCACACGGUUGAUUCUGGAGCUAACUAGAGCUCUGGCCUGCUUGCUCUCUGACACACAAAAUCCCAAAGUUCCUCAGCUUUAUCUGCAGGCCUUUCAUGGAAAUAAAUCAGAAACUAUUAGACUAGUUAAAGAAAGGCAACCUCAAUAUGUAAAGCUAUUAAUUAAAGCCUUUUACCAGCAAAUGUCUCCAGGAUAUUCCAUUCUCCAUACUAAGGGGCAGAUGGAAAAAACAUUGAGUCCUACACAAGCAGGUGAAGACUUUGAUGCUCCUAAAGCUGUUGAGUUUUUACUUGCCAUUUCACCAGAUGACAUCCAAGUAAGAGAGCUUCAAGCAGCAGUCUUGUUUUCUUUCGGAAAGUUCACAGAAAGUGCAGAAGCUUUGUCAUUGGCUCUUAAACUAGGUGAAUCACAGACUGAACAUGCAAUGGCACCAGAGAAAAGAGCUUGUUUACUCGUGGGCAGAGCAGCUGCUCAUUUUUCCGCAGGAGGACGAGCAAGAGAAGUCUGCAAAGAUCUAGGUGAUGGCUUUGCACUUCAUCCAGCCACAGCAAGACAGCAAUUCCAGAGCAUUUUCUCUGACAGUGGCGUAGGGUUGGCUGCUCGCAUCCAGCUGCGUCAACAGGCCGAGAAGGGCGUCUCAGAGUUCAGAGAGGCCGUUCUAAUGAGGCCUGACCUAAGGUCUUCGAAAGGAGUGGAGUUGUUGGAUCCCGUUAUCGCUCAACUGCGAGCUCUAUGCCACCUGGAGUCGGACGGAGGAGGCAGGGAACUGCGUGUGCGUCUGGCAGACUGCCUCCUCCUGCGUGGAGAACAUAGAGAAGCCCUUUCCAUAAGUAGCCAGCUCACCGCUGCAGCUCCAGCCCAGCAGAGCUACCAGAACACCGUGCAAGUGCUCCGAGGGUAUUCCCGACUCUUCACUGAAGACCACAAAGGCGCUCUGGAGGAUUUCCAAGCGGUGAUUGAGCAUAGUACUCCUCACCCACCCAGCUGUGUCCGUGCACUCUGUGGUAGGGGUAUCCUGCGUAUGAUGGCUGGCUCACACUACCUUACUGCUCUAGAUUACAUUACAGCAAGCCAAUUACAGCUGCAGGAUGCUUCUGUAACUGUUAGGUGCCUGGUGCCUUGGAAUUACCGUGGGUUGCUGUGCACCGUGUUGCUGGAACAGGGAAGAGUCAUGCUUGAGGGGACCGAAGAGCAAAGAGCUGAGACAAAUCCUAGAGCUCAAAAAGAGCAUGAGGAGGGUCACACCAACAACAAACAGAGGUCUGCUGUUGGUGUGCACGCUCUCGCUCUUCUCCUAAUGGAGUUACAACCCGGUGCCGAUGGACCCCAGAUUCUCACAGCAGAUGCUCUGUACCAGUUGGGUCGUGUUGAGGAGGCUUAUCGUCUUCUUCUGAACAUUGGGCACACAGCCCCACGGCCACCGAUUCUCGCACGCCUUGCAAUACUGCAGCUGCAUCGAGGCUUCCUCUAUGAUGCCUAUCAGCUACUGAAGAAGCUGAUUAAUUCAGGAGACACUAGCUGUCUGCGGCCCCUUUUAUCUGUAACAUCUUUACAAGACCGAGACCUUCUAGAAAAACACUGUCACACUGCUUCCAAGCGUAUACUGUGUGGUCAACAAGCAGAAAGUGCAAUAAGGGAAGCUGUGGCCUAUUUGUCCAUUGCCAUUAUGGCUUCAGGUGGUGGAGCAAUAGAUUCCCUGCUGGAGAGAGCAAGAUGUUAUGCUUUACUGGGCCAAUGGAAGACGGCUAUCUUUGACUUCACUGCAAUCCUUAAAGAGCACCCAGACCAUGUGCAGGCUUUGUGUGGAAGAGGAUUCACUUAUCUUAUGCUGAACCAGCAGAAGGAAUGCACACUGGACAUACUGGUUGCCCUUCAGUGUGGAGCUGAGGAGGUCACUCAGAGCAUGCUGUCGCUUAAAGACAAAGCACGAAAACUCGUCAGUGAAUGGUUGGGUCAGCACUGUCGCAGCAGCCUGUCAGAGACACUGUCGGCCAACCCUGUACCCUGCUGCGAGGAGCUCCUUCGAGAGGCCUUUUUGAUUGGUGGAGUGCUCAUGAACACUGACUGCAGGGAACCCAGGUGGCACCUCCUAUACAUAGAUACACUACUUGCCAAAGGGGAGGUGAAUGUUGCAGGUGCACACUUGAAGCAGGUGUUUGGUCAAGAGCCUCGAGAUGCCGCAGCUAAGGCCAGGUGGGGUGUUGUGAAGGUCUGGCAGCAGAGCUACAAAGUGGCAGCCAACUAUCUGAGUGUGGUGUCUGAGAAAGAACCAGCGACUCUAGACUUUCUAAUCACUCUUCUGCAGUCGGCUCAGAGAAAACGCCUGGCACAGGCAGCUUCUCAGCAGGCCAGUAGCGUUUCUGGAAGUGGUCAGUGGGAGCAGGCUUUAGCACUCCUUACACUAGCAGUGCGAGCGGUCAGUGAGAUGAAGCUUCAGUACCUCAGGCAGCGUGCAGCCUGUCUGGCCCACCUGGGGCUCCACGAGAGGGCGGUGUCUGAUCUGAAUAAGGUCAUCCAGGGCCAUGGUGCAGAUGGCAGAGAGGAGAAAAGGGUUUGGGCAGAGGACCAUUGCCGCAGAGGCCGUAGUUUGUUGUUGUGUUCCCAUGAGGAGUCUGGGUUACAGGACUUUUCUCGAGCCCUGGACCUGCACGAGGAACAGGCUCUGCUGUGUGUGGAGGCUGGUCUGGGAACACAACACCUUGCCGAAAUGUUUCUGCGCUUUGCCCUGCAGAACUAUGGGCAACAGAAACUCGACAUAGCUUGGCUUCUGACAGAGACUGGGCUUAAAGUGGACAGUGGCCAUGUAGAACUGUGCAGACUGAGGGCUAGAAUAAAACGAGAAGUCUCUGGUCCAUGUAUUGUACACUAGAAAUUAAACAUACAUAAGAUUAGAUGAUGACAAAAAAGUUCAUGUCUUUAUGGUUUAUAUGUAUUUAUGGUUAAUCGGGCAAACAUAAUGGCAAGAAUUUCUAAUCAUAAAUUUGCAAAUAUUUCCGUAAGUUAUUGUGUUGCACAAGCCUCUUACAAUUGAUCUUUAUGUAAUAGUAAUUGUUGAUACCUUUUUUGUUUUGUUAUCUACUGUAUAAGUUUUGUCAAAUUUAACAUUUGACGUAGUCUUGUUUGACAUGUACACUACUGUUCAAAUGGGGUCAGUAAGUUUGUUUUGUUUUGUUUUAUCAAUGUUUUCAACGCUGAUAUUAAGAAGACAUUUUUCUUUAGCACCAAAACAGCAUAUUAUAGUGAUUUCUGAAAGGGUCAUGUGAUACUUAAGACUGGAGUUAUGACUGCUGAAAAUUCAGCUUUGCCAUCACAGGAAUAAAUUACAUUUUAAAAUAAAUUAAAAUAGAAAAUGGCUAUAUAAUAUAA